Ylistrum balloti is the source of this 1593-nucleotide messenger RNA. Its product is annotated as monocarboxylate transporter 5-like. Bases 1 to 1593 code for a protein of 530 amino acids. The transcript is spliced from 5 exons. The record is from RefSeq and is a predicted model, not a curated record. Gene Ontology annotation, molecular function: monocarboxylic acid transmembrane transporter activity. NCBI's taxonomy places the organism in Eukaryota, Metazoa, Mollusca, Bivalvia, Pectinida, Pectinidae. Gene Ontology annotation, biological process: transmembrane transport.
AUGGGAGACAACUCACAUCCACCUCCCCUAGACGGGGGCUGGGGCUGGAUGGUGGUCUUAGGUUUUUUUGGCUGUAACUUUUUUAUGGUCGGUAUAGCUAAGUCCUUUGGUAUUAUGUUGGAGGAGCUUGUCGUCUACUUCAGCACAGACAUUCCCACAGCCGCCCUUGUCAUGGGUGUAGCUGGUGGCAUUUACACACUCGCCUCUCCAUUUGGUUUAGCCUUUGGCCAGCACUUUUCUCAGCGUGUCGUCGUGAUUUUUGGUGGAAUGAUGGGCUGUUUUGGAGUGGCUAUGUGUUACUUUGUCCUCAGCAUUGAGUACGUUAUCUGCAUGUUUGGAAUCUUUGCAGGUCUGUCCAAUGCCUGUUUAUUUGGCAACGGUUUGGUGAUGCUUGGUUACUACUUUGAGAAACGACGGUCUUUGGCAAAUGCCUUGGCUCUCAUUGGUGCUAGUGUUGGCCAGUUUGCGAUUCCUCCCAUUCUUCAAUACCUCCUUGAUACCUACACCAUUCGAGGAACUUUCUUAUUUCUGGGUGGUUUCUACCUGAAUCUUUGUAUCUUUGGGUGUCUCUACCGACCCAUAUCUUUCUACACCAACAGGAAAAGCAGAGAUGUGGAGGCAAAAUAUCUUGAUCAAAACAAUGUUUCAAAUUUUGAGGCAAACUGUAAUGAAAAGGAAGCAUGCCUUGACAGCAAGCCUGAGACUAAGCAGAACUGUCACAAUGUUGAGGUAGGGGAGAUUGCUUUGUUAAAAACCGACAUGCGAUAUGGACAUCUUUCUAGUACUGGAAGUCUAAUGAUGGGCUCAAUGGAAAGUCUAGGGCAAGUCGUAAUCCCGGACACACUACAGCCAGAAACGAAAAAACAGAAGUCCUCCAAUAGUGUGGUUGCAUGUGGACUGAACUGUCCAAAACUGAUCUACUGGUCGGAGUUCAAAAACCCGGUAGUUGUCAUAUAUACACUGGUCAGUUUCUUUCUGUUCUUCGGCUACUUUAACUUCAUCAUAUUCAUGCCUAUUGAUGCUGCCUCCAAGGACAUUGAUAAACACAGGAAGACCUGGUUAGUGUCCAUGUCAGGCAUUGGCGACCUGUUAGGUCGUAUAUUCAUUGGUGUUUUAGGAGAUUUGAAUCUUUGUAAGCGAUACAAGAUAAUGUCUGUGAUGUGUGUUAUCUGUGGUUCCAACAUUAUCUUAUACGGAAUUGCCACUACCUAUUGGUGGAUGGCCAUCCAUGUUGCUGUGUACGGGUUUUCGGGCGGUGCUUAUGUUGCUAUCAAUGCUGUGGUGCUGAUUGACCUCGUGGGCCUGGAAGUUAUGCCUAGAGCUCUAGGUAUGAUCCUACUUAUCCAGGGAUUCGGUGCUGCUAUAGGACAGCCAUUUGAAGGGUACAUCAAGAAAGUCACUCGGUCUUUCCAAACACUGACUUACCUCAAUGGUUUCUGUAUGAUCUUUGGAGCAGUUAUUCUCUUCAUACAUCCCAUGAUAGUGCGACUGUUUGAGACAACUGUUGAACCAUCACCAGAUGAGGCUACCAUCAUGGAUGCAUCGACUAUGGUUGAUAAAAGGUCCACAGAAAACGGAGAAUCAACAAAGUGA